GUUGUAUCGUAAUCAGUUCUUUUGCAAUUUUACAAUUUCGCGCCAAUUUUUCUUCUGUUUAGUAGCACCCUACCGUCGGCAACCAAUUACGUACGAAUUCUUUUGCAAUCUCCGCGCAUCCGCAUGCAGUCCACGUUUCGAAGUUUAUUUUACAGUUUUUCUAGACGCCCUUUAUCUUACACGAAGUGCAAAUUACUGGUAAUGAGCGUUGAAAAAAAAAUGAACAGUCGCAAAAUAAUUGGUACACAUGAUGGUAAAUUCCACUGUGAUGAAGUCCUUGCAUGUGCCAUGCUUAAAUUGCUUCCACAGUAUGCAGAUGCUACUGUGAAAAGAACUCGCAAUCCUACCAUACUUGAUACCUGUGAUAUUGUUGUUGAUGUUGGGGGUGUUUUUGAUCACAGUGUACACCGCUACGACCAUCAUCAGAGGGCAUUUCAGGAAUCCUUCUCGUCCUUGAAACCAGGAUUUCCAUGGGUAACGAGGCUGUCAAGUGCUGGAUUGGUGUAUGUUCAUUUUGGUCAAGAAAUUAUAUCUCAACUGCUUGCCAUCUCCAUUGAGUCUGAGUUAGUGCAAGAAACUUACAAGAGGGUUUAUGAAGGCUUCAUUGAGGAAAUUGAUGCAAUUGAUAAUGGAAUUUCAACACAUGAUGGGCCAGCACGCUACAAAAUCACAACAAACCUAAGCUCCAGAAUUGGAAAUCUAAACCCAAAGUGGAAUGAAAUAGAAACUGAUGAAGAUGUUUCUACCAAGUUUAACAAAGCAAUGGAAUUGGCUAAAGAAGAAUUCUUGGAUAAAAUUAAUUAUUUUUCCAAAUGUUGGUGGCCAGCUAGGAAAUUGGUCGUUAAUGCAAUUGAGGACCGUUUUUCUGUCGACGAAAGUGGUCAAAUAAUCGAACUUAAGAAUGGAGGUUGCCCAUGGAAAGAGCACUUCUUCGAAUUAGAGAAGAAAAUGGGAUUAGAUGUAACCGACAAACAGAUAUUGUACUGCAUAUUUCCCGAUACCAGCGGCAGUUGGAGAAUCCAAGGCGUUCCUCUUUCUUCCCACUCAUUUGAUCUUCGAAAAGCCCUACCCGAUCAAUGGAGAGGUCUUCGUGAUAAGGAGUUGGACAAAAUGUGCGGUAUUGAUGGAUGUGUCUUUAUUCACGCUUCAGGAUUUAUUGGAGGCCAUUCAACACGUGAAGGAGCGCUAGAAAUGGGUAGGAAAGCUCUCGCUAUUGCAAGUUAAAAGCUGACUAGGGAAUCCUGGAAUACGGACAUAUCCAUUAACAAAUAUCGCGUGGUCGUCUGCAGGAUUAAGUGAAAGAACGAGCAACUUUUCGGCAGCUAACGGGUGCCAGUCACCCAGCGUGCACCCUACAUCUUCGUGCGUAU
Molecule: messenger RNA, 1370 nt
Organism: Daphnia magna
Lineage: Eukaryota; Metazoa; Arthropoda; Branchiopoda; Diplostraca; Daphniidae
Product: MYG1 exonuclease
Exons: 6
Coding region: 124-1224 (366 amino acids)
Cellular component (GO): cytoplasm; nucleus
Source: RefSeq, a predicted model, not a curated record